Molecule: messenger RNA, 1416 nt
Organism: Prunus armeniaca (apricot)
Lineage: Eukaryota; Viridiplantae; Streptophyta; Magnoliopsida; Rosales; Rosaceae
Source: the annotation of a GenBank genome assembly
AUGGAACCAGUGAACGACUGGGGCAACUCUCCCCUGUUGACCGUGGACCCAGAGAUCCACGAUCUCAUCGAGAAGGAGAAACGCCGCCAAUGCCGAGGGAUCGAGCUCAUUGCCUCCGAAAACUUCACCUCCUUCGCUGUCAUAGAGGCUCUGGGCAGUGCCUUAACCAACAAGUACUCUGAGGGCAUGCCCGGCAAUCGCUACUAUGGCGGCAACGAGUUCAUCGACGAGAUCGAGAACCUCUGCCGCUCACGAGCCCUCCAGGCCUUCCACCUCGACGCCGCCAAAUGGGGCGUCAACGUGCAGCCAUACUCCGGUUCUCCGGCCAACUUCGCCGCCUACACGGCGGUGCUCCAACCCCAUGACCGCAUCAUGGGAUUGGACCUUCCCUCCGGCGGCCACCUCACCCAUGGCUACUACACUUCUGGCGGGAAGAAGAUCUCCGCAACCUCGAUUUACUUUGAGAGUCUGCCUUACAAGGUCAAUUCCACAACUGGGUUCAUUGAUUAUGACAAGUUGGAGGAGAAGGCCUUGGAUUUCAGGCCCAGGUUGAUCAUUUGCGGUGGGAGUGCGUACCCGAGAGACUGGGAUUAUGCAAGGUUUCGAUCUGUUGCGGAUAAGUGUGGUGCGCUUUUGCUCUGUGACAUGGCUCACAUUAGUGGCCUUGUUGCUGCUCAGGAAGCUGCAAAUCCCUUUGAGUACUGUGACAUUGUCACAACCACAACCCACAAGAGCUUGAGGGGUCCUAGGGCUGGUAUGAUCUUCUACAGGAAGGGACCUAAACCACCCAAGAAGGGCCAACCCGAGGAUGCAGUCUACGACUUUGAAGACAAGAUCAACUUUGCUGUUUUCCCCUCCCUACAGGGUGGUCCUCAUAAUCACCAGAUUGGUGCCCUAGCUGUUGCUCUUAAGCAGGCCAUGUCACCAGGGUUCAAGGCCUAUGCUAAACAAGUCAAGGCCAAUGCUGUUGCCCUUGGAAACUACCUGAUAAGCAAGGAUUACAACCUUGUCACAGGAGGAACAGAGAACCACCUUGUUCUGUGGGAUCUCAGGCCUCUUGGGUUGACUGGCAAUAAGGUUGAGAAGCUUUGUGACCUAUGCAACAUUACCGUGAACAAGAAUGCUGUUUUUGGUGACAGCAGUGCCUUGUCUCCUGGAGGAGUAAGAAUUGGUGCUCCGGCCAUGACUUCAAGAGGUUUGGUUGAGAAGGACUUCGAGAAGAUCGGGGAGUUCCUUCACAGGGCUGUAAGUCUCACCUUGAAAAUCCAGAAGGAGCAUGGGAAACUACUGAAGGACUUCAACAAGGGUUUGGUGAACAACGAGGACAUUGAAGAACUCAAGGCUGAUGUUGAAAAGUUCUCAGCCUCAUUUGAGAUGCCCGGUUUUGUCAUGUCCCAAAUGAAGUACAAGGAUUAG